AUGGACAAACUUUCACCGGGAAAUUCUGUGAGAGAUGUCAAAUGGGGUUGGAACAUGAGUUCAGACCCUUGCAGAGACCAAUGGGAGGGUGUGACAUGUGAUAAACAGAAUUAUGUGAAGAAAAUAGUUCUUGAAAUGUCCAAUUUAACUGGAGUUCUUGAUGCAGAUUCUCUCUGCAUGGUACAGUCUUUGGGUGUUGUGAGUCUGAAGAACAACAAAAUCUCUGGUCUGCUCUCAGAAGACAUUGGAAAUUGCAGAGAUUUGACCCACUUUUAUAUAAGUGGAAAUCAGUUCUCUGGUGACCUUCCUGACUCUCUCUCACAGUUGAAUAAUUUGAAAAGGAUUGAUAUAUCCAACAACAACUUCCAUGGUGAGCUUCCUGAUCUGCCAAAGAUUUCAGGCUUGAUAUCUUUCCUUGCUCAAAACAAUCAACUUGAUGGGCAAAUACCAGAUUUUGAUUUCUCCAAUCUGAAGGUGUUCAAUGUCUCCAACAACAACUUCAGUGGUCCAAUUCCUGAUGUCAAAGGCCAACUCACAAAAGACAGCUUUUCAGGUAAUCCUAAGCUAUGUGGAAAACCACUACCAAAUACCUGCCCACCUGUCCCAACAUCUAUAAUGCCAAAGAAGAAAUCAAACAAGUCCUCAUCUAAAAAGCUUCUCAUCUUCUCAGGCUACAUAAUACUUGGCCUGGUUUUUGUGUGCUUCUUUGUGUAUAAAUUUAUCAGCAAAAAGAGGACCAGAGAAUAUGAGGAAAAGGGUGGAAAUGAAAAGAUUGCAACAGCUGAUACUGCUAGCACUGUGCCUAGCACUAUUACUUCUAGUGAGUUCAACGCUGAUGGUGUGCCUAAGACAGCAGAGUACUCAUUAACCUCUGUUGAAACUGGAAUGGUUCCACCGCUUGUAGUUCUCACAAGUCCAUUGCUGAUGGGGUUAAGUUCUGAGGAGUUGCUCCGAGCUCCAGCUGAAUUGCUUGCAAGAGGAAAGAAUGGAAGCCUCUACAAAGUCAUGCUUGAUGAUGGGGUUAACUUGGUUGUGAAGAGGAUUAGGAAUUGUGGGAUCUCGAGCGAAGAUUUCAAGACUAGGAUGAAAAAGAUCGAUCAAGCUAAGUGUCGAAAUGUCUUGCCAGCAGUUGCAUUCUAUUGUUCCAGACAAGAGAAGCUCUUGGUUUAUGAAUAUCAACCGAAUGGCAAUCUCUUUAACCUUCUUCAUGGAUCUUCAAAUGGCCAAAUAUUUGACUGGGGAAGCAGACUAAAUGUUGCAGACAUCAUUGCCGAGUCACUGGCGUUCAUGCACCAGGAGCUACGUGAAGAUGGCAUUGCCCAUGGCAACCUCAAGUCCAUGAACAUUUUGUUCAACAUGACCAUGAAGCCCUGCAUCAGUGAAUAUGGGGUAAUGGAGACUGAAAAUCAAGACCAGUCAUUCCUUUCUCCAAACAAUGGAAUUGAAAGUUCUAAUGCAGGCCAUGCAUAUAGCACAUUCAAGGAUGAUGUUUAUGGUUUUGGUGUGAUUCUUCUUGAGCUUUUGACUGGGAAGCUGGUCCAGCAAAAUGGGUUUGAUUUGCCUAGGUGGGUGCACUCGGUGAUUAAAGAGGAGUGGACUCUUGAAGUUUUUGACAAGGCCUUGAUCCAAGAAGGUGCAAGUGAAGAAAGGAUGGUGAACUUGUUGAAGGUAGCAUUGCAGUGCAUAAAUCCCUCAUCAAAUGAUAGGCCAAGUAUGAGUCGAGUUUCGAUGAGGCUAAAGUCUAUAAAAGAGGAGGUAGAGAGAUCUAUAUCUUCUGACCCAUGAAAAGAAGAAAAGAAAAAAACACUUCAUUAUUAAGUUGCAUCUCUUGUUGGAGGAAUUUGAUUCAAAAUCCUAUCUUUCUAUGCAGAAAAAUUCUGUGCUUCAGCAUUAAUGGUAUAUGGUUGUAUUUUGUUUU
Prunus dulcis (almond) is the source of this 1918-nucleotide messenger RNA. Its product is annotated as probable inactive receptor kinase At2g26730. NCBI's taxonomy places the organism in Eukaryota, Viridiplantae, Streptophyta, Magnoliopsida, Rosales, Rosaceae. Bases 1 to 1785 code for a protein of 594 amino acids. Gene Ontology annotation, molecular function: protein binding; protein kinase activity; ATP binding. Gene Ontology annotation, biological process: protein phosphorylation. The transcript has 2 exons. The record is from RefSeq and is a predicted model, not a curated record.